Messenger RNA from Ceutorhynchus assimilis (cabbage seed weevil), 1592 nucleotides. The record is from the annotation of a GenBank genome assembly. NCBI's taxonomy places the organism in Eukaryota, Metazoa, Arthropoda, Insecta, Coleoptera, Curculionidae.
AGCAGCAAGGCCAAUCCUACUUUUUUGAAAAUUUAAAGGUCAAAAAGGUUACUCGAUUAUCUAUGAGAUUCUGUUAAUUUUUUAUUUGUUAAUUAACUGUACCAUUGUUAGCCGAGGCCAUUUAAAACAAUUUAUUUUUAAUAGAAAUUACUGUUUCGAUUGAAAUUUUAUCACAGAAAAAUGUCCUGGUUUUCCUCUGUUGAAUUGGGACCUCCAAUUGAAGUUUUCCAAUUGACCAAACAGUUUCAAGAGGACGAUUUUCCGCAAAAAGUUAAUUUGGGUGUUGGCGCCUACCGCACAGAUGAAGGCAAACCAUGGGUUUUACCAGUGGUACGUGCAGCAGAAAAGACUUUGGCCAACGACGACACCUUAAACAAGGAAUACCUUCCUGUACUCGGACUGGAUUUAUUCAGCUCCCUAUCUACUAAAAUGUUAUUGGGAAACGAUAGUGCUGCUGUUACAGAGAAUAGGGCAUUUGGUGUACAAACCCUGUCUGGUACAGGAGCUUUAAGGGUAGGAGCAGAAUUUUUAGCAACCUAUUUAGGAAGGACAGUAUUUUACUAUUCUAAACCAACUUGGGAAAAUCACAGAUUAAUCUUUCUCAAUGCCGGAUUCAAAGAAGCCAAAGAAUACAGGUACUGGCACGAAGAAAAACACGGCCUGGAUAUCGAAGGGCUUUUGGAAGAUUUGAAUAACGCUCCCGAAGGGGCUGUGAUUAUUUUACACGCUUGCGCCCACAAUCCUACAGGCUGUGAUCCUACCCAAGAACAAUGGGGCCAAAUUGCCAAGGUGAUUAGAGAGAAAAAAUUGUUUCCGUUUUUCGAUUCGGCUUAUCAAGGAUUUGCAUCUGGAGAUUUGGAUAAGGACGCUUGGGCUGUAAGGUCGUUUGUUAAUCAAGGUUUUGAGCUUUUCUGUGCUCAAUCUUAUGCUAAGAAUUUUGGACUUUACAAUGAACGUACUGGUAAUCUGUCAAUAGUCCUAAACAAUGCAGCUCACAUUCCGGCAGUUAAAUCCCAAAUAACCUGGACAGUAAGAGGAAUGUACUCGAACCCUCCAAGUCAUGGAGCUAGAAUUGUUGCUCAUGUACUGAAUAGCAAGGACUUAUUUGAACAAUGGCGCGGUAACAUCCAAACAAUGUCGUCAAGAAUCAUCGAAAUGAGAAAACGCCUGAGAGAAGAAUUGGAAACUUUAAGAACACCUGGCAACUGGAAUCACAUUACAGAACAAAUUGGAAUGUUUUCCUACACUGGAUUGAAUCAAUCUCAAUCCCAACAUAUGGUUAAGAAGCAUCAUGUUUACAUGCUCAAAUCUGGACGUAUAAGUAUGUGCGGCAUUACUCCAAAUAAUGUAAAGUAUGUUGCUGCUUCAAUAUAUGAAACACUAACUGCUUUACCUUCGAAAAUUUAGAAACCACGAAAGUGAUAUUAUUAUAUUGUGUAUCAGUAGAAAUAGAGUGCAUUUAUAUUAUUUUUAUUGUAUAUAUUUUUGAAAAAUACAAAUUAUUUACAAUUAUUUGUUUUGAUUAAGCAACCAUGCUCUACACGGUUGAAAACUUAUUGGAACACCAAGAGAAACUGCCCUACAUGGAUGUA